AUGCCUUGGCGGAUUGCGCUGCGGAAUUCUGCUGCUGCGUUGCAGAGGUCGACCGGGUACGCCACUCUACUCAGGGCGUCGCGAUGGCCAUUAUAUCCUCGAGUUUCGCUCGCGAGAACGCUACCUCGGUCUGCAUUUUCGACUGGGUCUGCGAGAUGGAAAGAUGCUGGGAGGGAGAAGGACGAGAAAGAAGUUGAAGAGGAGAAACCAGAGAAGAAGGUAGAGGAGAAGGUAGAGGAGAAGCAAGAGGAGAAGAAAGAGGAGAAGAAGGAGGAGAAGAGUGGCGAGGCGGUUGUGGAGGGGAAGAUCAAGAGUGCAACUGAUGGGAAGAGUAGCGCUGCUGCAUCAUCAGGGACCGGGGGAGAAGCUCCUCCUGCUGCUGGGGGAGGUGAUGGGCGAAGAGGUCGAAAGCCAGAAAAGGCAUUACAGAAACCUACCGUCCCAGAAGUCUAUCCUCGAGUCCUCGCGAUUCCAAUUGCGAAACGGCCGCUCUUCCCGGGCUUUUAUAAAGCAGUCACAGUGCGCGAUGAGAAUGUCGUCAAGGCGAUUAAGGAUAUGAUUAAUAGAGGACAGCCAUACAUCGGCGCGUUCUUGUUCAAGGAUGAGAAUCACGAUGGCGAUACGAUUGAGAGUAUGGAUCAGGUACACGAUGUCGGAGUUUUUGCGCAAAUCACAAGUGCGUUCCCUGUUGGGGAUGAUGGUGCGCUUACGGCGGUCUUGUAUCCUCAUCGAAGGAUCAAGAUGUCGGAGUUGAUAAAUACGCAGAGCUUGAAGGCGGCAAAGGAUGGCGCGGGAGCUGAACCAGCGGCUCCUGAGCCAAUACCUCAAAAACCUACAAAAGACGAAGCUCCUGCUGAGAAGAAGGGUGAUGUGGUUGCUUCAUUUGAGGAGACCUCUGUUCCGUCGACACCGAAAUCGGAUACCCCCAAUCCUGUUUACGAACCGACAUCCUUCCUUAAUCAAUACGCGGUAUCUCUUGUUAACGUUGAAAAUAUUGUUAAUGAACCGCAUGAUCCGAAAAAUUUAACUAUUCGUGCCAUCACGAAUGAAAUUGUCAAUGUCUUCAAGGACGUUGCAAAUCUCAAUAGCCUCUUCCGGGAUCAGAUCUCUACGUUCUCCAUGUCCCAAUCAGCAGGAAAUGUUAUGGAAGAACCUGCAAAGCUGGCAGAUUUUGCUGCUGCUGUUGCGGCUGGGGAUGCUGAAGAAUUGCAAGAUGUGUUAGAAGAACUUAAUGUUGAACGACGUUUGAGGAAGGCUCUAGUCGUUCUCAAGAAGGAGUUGAUGAACGCAGAAUUGCAAAGUAAGAUCACAAAGGAUGUCCAGAACUCCAUUGAGAAACGCCAGCGCGAAUACUGGCUCACGGAACAGAUGAAGGGUAUUCGUCGAGAACUUGGUAUUGAAUCAGAUGGCAAGGACAAGCUUGUUGAGAAAUUUCGAGAGAAGAGUCUUAAACUUGCGAUGCCAGAGGCGGUCAAAAAGGUGUUUGAUGAGGAGUUGAAUAAACUUGCUCAUUUGGAACCUGCGGCGUCAGAAUUCAAUGUCACGAGGAAUUACCUGGAUUGGCUUACUCAGAUUCCUUGGGGACAGCGAAGUGCUGAGAACUUUGGAAUCAAGAAUGCGAUGACUGUUCUGGAUGAAGAUCAUCAUGGCUUGAAAGAUGUCAAGGAUCGUAUUCUGGAGUUUAUUGCUGUUGGGAAACUACGCGGGACUGUUGAGGGUAAAAUCCUCUGUUUCGUUGGUCCACCCGGUGUUGGAAAGACUAGUAUUGGAAAAUCUAUCGCCAGGGCUUUGAACAGACAGUAUUACCGCUUCUCUGUUGGUGGUCUUGCUGAUGUGGCCGAGAUCAAGGGACAUCGUCGAACAUAUGUUGGUGCUUUACCAGGUCGCAUCAUUCAAGCGUUGAAGAAAUGUCAGACUGAGAAUCCUCUUAUUCUUAUUGACGAGAUUGACAAACUUGGUAGAGGUCAUCAAGGUGAUCCAGCUUCCGCCUUGUUGGAAUUGCUUGAUCCGGAGCAGAACAACUCUUUCUUGGAUCAGUACCUUGAUGUUCCUGUUGAUUUGUCCAAAGUCCUCUUUGUCUGUACAGCAAAUAUGACAGACACUAUUCCUCGCCCUCUCCUUGAUCGUAUGGAGGUCAUCCAGCUUUCUGGUUACGUUGCCGAUGAGAAGAUGGCAAUCGCAGAACGUUACCUCAGUCCUGCCGCGAAAGAGUUGGCAGGUCUCAAAGACGUAGAUGUUGCACUCGAGAAAGAAGCCAUCGAAGAACUCAUUAAAUCGUACUGCCGAGAAUCUGGAGUCCGAAAUCUGAAGAAGCAGAUUGAAAAGGUCUACCGCAAAUCUGCUCUCAAAAUCGUCCAAGACUUAGGCGAGAGCGCUCUCCCAGAGGAAGAAGCACUUACAGAGGAGGGCAAAAAAGCAUUAGAAGAGAGUAAGAAAGAUGAAACAGAUGUCAAAGAAACUCCCGAAAACAUCGCCGCAGAAACGACAGAAAAACCUCGCAUCUCCCUGGAAGUCCCAGAUACAGUCCACGUCUCCAUCAACCGUCAAAAUCUAAAGGACUACGUCGGUCCACCAGUCUUCACAUCGGACCGCCUCUACGAAACCACACCACCAGGUGUAGCAAUGGGUCUAGCAUGGACCCAAAUGGGCGGCGCAGCCCUCUACGUCGAGUCCAUCCUUGAGUCCGCACUCACCCGUGACUCCCGCCCUGGUCUCGCAACCACAGGUAACCUCCGCGCCGUCAUGAAAGAAUCGACCACCAUCGCCUACUCGUUCGCCAAAUCCGUCAUGGCGAAAUCGUACCCACAGAACGGCUUCUUCGAUAAAGCGAAGAUCCAUCUGCAUUGUCCCGAGGGCGCGGUGCAGAAGGAUGGGCCGUCGGCGGGGAUUACGAUGGCGACUAGUUUGUUGAGUUUGGCGCUGGAUCGCGCACUGGAUCCGACAAUUGCUAUGACUGGCGAACUGACGGUUACGGGUAAGGUGUUGAGGAUUGGGGGACUCAGGGAGAAGACUGUGGCGGCGAGGAGAGCCGGGUGUAAGAUGAUUAUUUUCCCGGCGGAUAAUUUGAGUGAUUGGCUAGAGUUGCCUGAAAACAUCAAAGAAGGCAUCGACGGCCGCCCCGCAGCAUGGUACCACGACGUCUUCGACCUCGUCUUCCCAGGUCUAGACGCCGAAAAGGCGAAUUCGAUGUGGAAGAAGCAGUUGGAGAAAAAGAAGAAAGACUCGAAGAAGGAUGAUGAGGAUGAUGAUUGA
Molecule: messenger RNA, 3252 nt
Organism: Glarea lozoyensis ATCC 20868
Lineage: Eukaryota; Fungi; Ascomycota; Leotiomycetes; Helotiales; Helotiaceae
Product: Ribosomal protein S5 2-like protein
Exons: 2
Coding region: 1-3252 (1083 amino acids)
Biological process (GO): mitochondrion organization; protein catabolic process; chaperone-mediated protein complex assembly
Cellular component (GO): mitochondrial matrix
Molecular function (GO): single-stranded DNA binding; serine-type endopeptidase activity; ATP hydrolysis activity
Source: RefSeq, a predicted model, not a curated record